This is a messenger RNA of Lotus japonicus, 2057 nucleotides long. RefSeq names its product calcium-dependent mitochondrial ATP-magnesium/phosphate carrier protein 2-like. Bases 416 to 1885 code for a protein of 489 amino acids. The transcript is spliced from 4 exons. NCBI's taxonomy places the organism in Eukaryota, Viridiplantae, Streptophyta, Magnoliopsida, Fabales, Fabaceae. The record is from RefSeq and is a predicted model, not a curated record. Gene Ontology annotation, molecular function: calcium ion binding; ATP transmembrane transporter activity. Gene Ontology annotation, biological process: transmembrane transport.
AUCUCACACACUGUCCAAUUCAUUACGAUCACAUUCUUCACAUUUAUUUAUUAUUAUUAUUCUCUUGUUUUGUGUGCCCGAUAUCGAACCUUCUUUUCUGCGAUGACGACGUGCUCGUUCUCCACCGUCGCCGGCGACCCCUUUCACCGUCGCCGGCCAUAAUCUCCGGCGUAACCUUCACACCUUCAAUCUCCCCCUUUCCACGUUCCCGUUCGUUACCACGCUUCGUUUGAUUCCCAACCCAGAUCGCAGAAAAAAGUUGAACAAGAAUAUGCUUCCUCUUAUUCGAUCCCUCUCGAUAAUGCUACUUUAUCACUCACACUAGCGUUGUGGGAAUCAAUCCCAAGAGCGUUCGUGCGUUCAAUCUCUUUCCAUAACUACCACUUUUGAUCGAUUGCGAAAGCUUUUUUCAUCGAUGGGGUUGACGGCGAAGAAGGAGAAGGAGAAGGGGUGUUGCAACCCGGUGAAGAAAGCGGGGCCGGUGACGAUGGAUCAUGUGUUGUUGGCAUCGCAGGAGACGAAGGAGGAGAGGGAGAUCAGGAUUCAAGGAAUUUUCGGUUUCUUCGAUAAGGAGAAUCGUGGGUAUUUGGAGUAUGAGCAUAUUGAGGUUGGUCUCUCUGCUCUUCAGAUUCCGGCUGAGUAUAAGUACGCUUCGGAUUUGUUGAAUGCUUGUGACAGGAACAAGGAUGGGCGUGUUGAUUAUGUGGAGUUCAAGAGGUAUAUGGAUGAUAAGGAGUUGGAGCUUUACCGCAUUUUCCAGGCCAUUGAUGUUGAGCAUAAUGGCUGCAUUGUGCCUGAGGAGCUCUGGGAGGCACUUGUAAGAGCAGGGAUUAAGAUUGAUGACGAGGAACUCGCUCGUUUUGUUGAGCGUGUUGAUAAGGAUAAUAAUGGUGUGAUAACAUUCGAGGAAUGGAGGGAUUUUCUGCUGCUUUAUCCUCACGAAGCAACCAUUGAGAACAUUUACCAUUAUUUGGAGCGGUUAUGCAUAGUAGAUAUUGGGGAACAAACUGUUAUUCCUGCUGGUGUUGCUAAACACGUUCAUGCAAGCAGGUAUUUAAUCGCAGGAGGAGUCGCAGGUGCAGCGUCACGCACAGCAACUGCACCCCUUGAUCGUUUAAAGGUUAAAUUGCAAGUCCAAACGACACGAGCUCAAAUAAUGCCUGCAGUAAAAAAUAUAUGGAAAGAAGGUGGCUUCUUAGGAUUUUUUCGAGGCAAUGGCUUAAAUGUUAUGAAGGUGGCCCCAGAAAGUGCCAUUAAAUUUUAUACCUAUGAGAUGCUGAAGACUUUUAUUGUGAAUGCUAAAGGAGAAGAGGCAAAGGCUGAUGUUGGAGCUAUGGGGAGACUGCUAGCCGGUGGUUCAGCUGGUGCUAUAGCUCAAACUGCAAUAUAUCCAAUGGAUCUUGUCAAAACACGACUACAAACUCAUGCAUGUACUAGUGGAAGAGUACCUAGUCUUGGAACCCUUUCAAAAGAUAUAUGGGUUCAUGAAGGACCCCGGGCUUUUUAUAGGGGACUGAUUCCUUCUCUUCUUGGGAUUAUUCCAUAUGCUGGCAUAGAUCUUGCUGCAUAUGAAACCUUCAAGGAUAUGUCAAAAAAGUAUAUGCUUCAUGAUGAAGAACCUGGCCCUGUAGUACAGUUAGGAUGUGGGACAGUAUCAGGAGCUCUUGGAGCAACAUGUGUUUAUCCAUUACAGGUCAUUAGAACAAGAAUGCAGGCUCAGCGCUCUACUAAUGGAAUGGCUGACGUAUUCAGGAAAACCUUGGAAAAUGAAGGAUUCAGGGGGUUCUACAAAGGAAUAUUUCCUAACAUGCUCAAAGUAGUACCAUCAGCAAGUAUCACUUACUUGGUUUAUGAGUCUAUGAAAAAAAGUUUGGAUUUGGAAUGAGGAAAUUCGCCGCUUCAUUUCAUAAUUAGUCCUGGUGACAUGGCUGACCAUUGGCAACUGUUGGAAGUGGUUUUGCAAUGAAGAUGUUGAUGAAAAGAAUAAUGUUUACAAUUGAUUAUUGUGACAAUUGUCUAAAUUCAUUCUUAUAUAAAUAACAUUACUUUCUUCAAAA